This is a messenger RNA of Parnassius mnemosyne (clouded apollo), 8814 nucleotides long. The record is from the annotation of a GenBank genome assembly. Lineage: Eukaryota; Metazoa; Arthropoda; Insecta; Lepidoptera; Papilionidae.
AUGGAGAAUGACUCCGCCAAGUUAAGUCUGUACUCAGCUAUAAGCACCGUUGUGCCAACGCCGGAGUUGAGUACUGUGAGCAUCGGUCGAGAGUCUGCACUCAUUAAAUUAACUUAUAACAUACUAGCUAUAGGAGAAAAGACUAGUUCUGACUCCACUUUCACUCUAAGUGUGACCCGAACUUUGGUACAAAUCAGCAAGACUCUGGCUAAGGUUUCGGACAGAAACUUAGGACUUCAACUAGUUGACUGUCUCCUGACGUUUGUCUGGUCUCAUCUUGAGCAUUACAUGGACAGUGUGCGUCAUUUGACAGGACAUGUAUUGGCCAACAUCGUUAGAUACUGCACUGAAUUAAAAAACAAAGGUGACAACAAAGCCUUGGAUAAUCUUUUCACAGCGUUGACGUCUCUGGACAGGAGUCGAAAGAGUUACUAUGUGAGUCUUACUUCGCUCACCUCAGAAUUAGGUGCAAGCUGUAUUCUAGAGAGAAUGCCUAACGCAAUUUGUGACACUAUUAAAGCACUGGAUAUUCAAGCUGUACAAGCUAGCGCUACAACUGCGCUUGAGACUCUACUUCACAGACAUUCCAAAGAAACUUCGAGCGAAAAGUUGUACAAAAGCUGGGUGAAACCCAUACUAUCACAUGUGACGACGAAUGCUUUGGAUUCGGCAGUGUUGAACAUUCUAGAAAAUAUUCUGCUGCAGGCUGUAAAACUAGAUGAGAAUAUAAUGGAUUAUUUACUACCCUACAUAAAACAGUUGCCAAGUACAAACGAAAACGGUCGUGACGAUCUAAAAUGCGUCUUAAUGCUACUGAGCGUCGUUCGAAAAUCCAAUGUUGCGGGGAAGUUGGAAGCGACCGAUGAAGAGUGGAAAGGCCUCAUCAGUUACGAGAUUUUGAAAAUGGCUGCCGUCAAUGUAGUUGAUGAGACACGCAUCUUAUCUUUGUCUCUAAUUGUGGAUUCCCCGAAAUCCACGGAGGCUUUCACUGCGCAGGAGCUGGAGCUUGUGCUGUGGUACCUCAAAUACAAUAUUAACGCGCAGGCUCCCAACUUUAGGCAGCUUACGUUGUCAUUGAUGAAAAAGUUCAUAAAACGCCUUGAAGACAGCUACAAAGUACUGAAAAGGCAAAAAGGACUCAAUGACGAAUACAAUAAAGGAGAUUAUUACUUGUCAUUCGUUGAGAAGCUGCGCGAUUUUUGUUACGGAUGUCUGAUACGAGGAGUCAAUUACAGUCGGCGGUACGUCGCUCUGCAAGUGCUCGUGUGGUGUGAAGGUGUCAACCUCGAGGGAUAUCAAAGAACGUGGAAGGCAGAGUACGUAGAGAAUCUGUUGAUACAUCUCGAGGACAGCUACGAGACGAACAAGGCAUUCGCACUGGAAAUAUUGAACAUAUGCCCUGUGGAAAUGAUACAGGAGCAAAGGCACGUUAUUGGUUUGGAGCUAGACAAAAUAUUGCGACAGGCUUCAUCCGUCAAACCGACCGAUUGCAUCUCAGCCGCGUACAAGCUCCAAUUAAUGGUGGACAGGCUCCCGGAGUGUAUCCCUAAAGAAAGAGAUUACGAGGUAGCGGAACCGGUGAAGUACCGGUUGGCGUGUGUGCUGCUGCAAGAGCUGCGACGUGAGCUGCAGGUGUGCGAGCGCUGUGUGCUGCGCGCUGCGGGUGAGGCGCCGCUGCACGGCCUGUUGCACGCAACGCGCCACCUACUGGAACACCUGCAUCCGGGCUCUAUAUCCCAGGAUCAGUCCUGGUCAUCACUAAUAGAGCAGAUAAUCAACACUUGCGUGGAGGUGAACGCAGCAGUGGCGUGCGUUGUGAACAACUCCUCGCCAGAGGGUCACUUACCCAUGGACAUGUCGGGGGUUGUGAUCACCGAUCAUGGAAAUUCAGGGAACGUGAGGCUUGAAGACGGAAGACUGGUUACGGCACAGAUGGUGUUGAUUUGUGCUUGGAGGUCUGUUAAGGAGGUGUCACUUCUACUAGGCUCCCUGUCGUCAAGAAUGACCAUCCAAGGCGAAGAACACGACUAUGGGACUCUGAGCCAGCAACAGGUUGUGCUAAUUGGGGAACAUUUCACCAAACUCCUGACGGAGACGAAACAUCGCGGGGCUUUUGAGCAGGCUUAUGUGGGCUUCACCAAGUUGUUGUCGAGGCUGUGGCGGUGUCGUAGCGAGUCCUUGCACUCGUUGCCUCGUCGCUGGCUUACCGAGCUGCUGCAGAGCAUCGCUGCUGAUGAUGGAACAGGACUGCUCAGUGCCACUAGGAGGAGUGCUGGGCUGCCCUUCAUGAUUCAGGCGCUGGUGAGCACCGAGCUGCAGGUGAGCGAGAAGGGCGUGUGCCUGGACGAGUGCGUGGCUGCGAUGCUGCGCUGCGGCGGCGCGCACGCCAGCAACGUGCUGCGCGCGCUGCUGCGCUGCGCCGCGCUGCAGCAGCGCGCCGCCGCGCACGUGGCCGCCGUGCUGCUGCACGCGCUCCGCGCCUUCGACGCGCACUCCUGGCAGGAGAGGAACUCUGCAACCCUGCUGCUGAGUGCUCUGGUGGUGCGCGUGUUCGGUGUGGCGCGUGCGCGGAGCGCGGAGCGGCUGUCCAGCAGGAACACCAUGACCGGCAGGAUGUUCUUCCUGCGCUACCCGCAACUCUACGACUUCAUGCUGGUCAGUGCCUUCCGCUGUAACUUAUGUUCGGUGCGGAGCGCGGACCGGCUGUCCAGCAGGAACACCAUGACCGGCAGGAUGUUCUUCCUGCGCUACCCGCAACUCUACGACUUCAUGCUGGUCAGUGCCUUCCGCUGUAACUUAUGUUCGGUGCGGAGCGCGGACCGGCUGUCCAGCAGGAACACCAUGACCGGCAGGAUGUUCUUCCUGCGCUACCCGCAACUCUACGACUUCAUGCUGGUCAGUGCCUUCCGCUGUAACUUAUGUUCGGUGCGGAGCGCGGACCGGCUGUCCAGCAGGAACACCAUGACCGGCAGGAUGUUCUUCCUGCGCUACCCGCAACUCUACGACUUCAUGCUGGUCAGUGCCUUCCGCUGUAACUUAUGUUCGGUGCGGAGCGCGGACCGGCUGUCCAGCAGGAACACCAUGACCGGCAGGAUGUUCUUCCUGCGCUACCCGCAACUCUACGACUUCAUGCUGGUCAGUGCCUUCCGCUGUAACUUAUGUUCGGUGCGGAGCGCGGACCGGCUGUCCAGCAGGAACACCAUGACCGGCAGGAUGUUCUUCCUGCGCUACCCGCAACUCUACGACUUCAUGCUGGUCAGUGCCUUCCGCUGUAACUUAUGUUCGGUGCGGAGCGCGGACCGGCUGUCCAGCAGGAACACCAUGACCGGCAGGAUGUUCUUCCUGCGCUACCCGCAACUCUACGACUUCAUGCUGGUCAGUGCCUUCCGCUGUAACUUAUGUUCGGUGCGGAGCGCGGACCGGCUGUCCAGCAGGAACACCAUGACCGGCAGGAUGUUCUUCCUGCGCUACCCGCAACUCUACGACUUCAUGCUGGUCAGUGCCUUCCGCUGUAACUUAUGUUCGGUGCGGAGCGCGGACCGGCUGUCCAGCAGGAACACCAUGACCGGCAGGAUGUUCUUCCUGCGCUACCCGCAACUCUACGACUUCAUGCUGGUCAGUGCCUUCCGCUGUAACUUAUGUUCGGUGCGGAGCGCGGACCGGCUGUCCAGCAGGAACACCAUGACCGGCAGGAUGUUCUUCCUGCGCUACCCGCAACUCUACGACUUCAUGCUGGUCAGUGCCUUCCGCUGUAACUUAUGUUCGGUGCGGAGCGCGGACCGGCUGUCCAGCAGGAACACCAUGACCGGCAGGAUGUUCUUCCUGCGCUACCCGCAACUCUACGACUUCAUGCUGGUCAGUGCCUUCCGCUGUAACUUAUGUUCGGUGCGGAGCGCGGACCGGCUGUCCAGCAGGAACACCAUGACCGGCAGGAUGUUCUUCCUGCGCUACCCGCAACUCUACGACUUCAUGCUGGUCAGUGCCUUCCGCUGUAACUUAUGUUCGGUGCGGAGCGCGGACCGGCUGUCCAGCAGGAACACCAUGACCGGCAGGAUGUUCUUCCUGCGCUACCCGCAACUCUACGACUUCAUGCUGGUCAGUGCCUUCCGCUGUAACUUAUGUUCGGUGCGGAGCGCGGACCGGCUGUCCAGCAGGAACACCAUGACCGGCAGGAUGUUCUUCCUGCGCUACCCGCAACUCUACGACUUCAUGCUGGUCAGUGCCUUCCGCUGUAACUUAUGUUCGGUGCGGAGCGCGGACCGGCUGUCCAGCAGGAACACCAUGACCGGCAGGAUGUUCUUCCUGCGCUACCCGCAACUCUACGACUUCAUGCUGGUCAGUGCCUUCCGCUGUAACUUAUGUUCGGUGCGGAGCGCGGACCGGCUGUCCAGCAGGAACACCAUGACCGGCAGGAUGUUCUUCCUGCGCUACCCGCAACUCUACGACUUCAUGCUGGUCAGUGCCUUCCGCUGUAACUUAUGUUCGGUGCGGAGCGCGGACCGGCUGUCCAGCAGGAACACCAUGACCGGCAGGAUGUUCUUCCUGCGCUACCCGCAACUCUACGACUUCAUGCUGGUCAGUGCCUUCCGCUGUAACUUAUGUUCGGUGCGGAGCGCGGACCGGCUGUCCAGCAGGAACACCAUGACCGGCAGGAUGUUCUUCCUGCGCUACCCGCAACUCUACGACUUCAUGCUGGUCAGUGCCUUCCGCUGUAACUUAUGUUCGGUGCGGAGCGCGGACCGGCUGUCCAGCAGGAACACCAUGACCGGCAGGAUGUUCUUCCUGCGCUACCCGCAACUCUACGACUUCAUGCUGGUCAGUGCCUUCCGCUGUAACUUAUGUUCGGUGCGGAGCGCGGACCGGCUGUCCAGCAGGAACACCAUGACCGGCAGGAUGUUCUUCCUGCGCUACCCGCAACUCUACGACUUCAUGCUGGUCAGUGCCUUCCGCUGUAACUUAUGUUCGGUGCGGAGCGCGGACCGGCUGUCCAGCAGGAACACCAUGACCGGCAGGAUGUUCUUCCUGCGCUACCCGCAACUCUACGACUUCAUGCUGGUCAGUGCCUUCCGCUGUAACUUAUGUUCGGUGCGGAGCGCGGACCGGCUGUCCAGCAGGAACACCAUGACCGGCAGGAUGUUCUUCCUGCGCUACCCGCAACUCUACGACUUCAUGCUGGUCAGUGCCUUCCGCUGUAACUUAUGUUCGGUGCGGAGCGCGGACCGGCUGUCCAGCAGGAACACCAUGACCGGCAGGAUGUUCUUCCUGCGCUACCCGCAACUCUACGACUUCAUGCUGGUCAGUGCCUUCCGCUGUAACUUAUGUUCGGUGCGGAGCGCGGACCGGCUGUCCAGCAGGAACACCAUGACCGGCAGGAUGUUCUUCCUGCGCUACCCGCAACUCUACGACUUCAUGCUGGUCAGUGCCUUCCGCUGUAACUUAUGUUCGGUGCGGAGCGCGGACCGGCUGUCCAGCAGGAACACCAUGACCGGCAGGAUGUUCUUCCUGCGCUACCCGCAACUCUACGACUUCAUGCUGGUCAGUGCCUUCCGCUGUAACUUAUGUUCGGUGCGGAGCGCGGACCGGCUGUCCAGCAGGAACACCAUGACCGGCAGGAUGUUCUUCCUGCGCUACCCGCAACUCUACGACUUCAUGCUGGUCAGUGCCUUCCGCUGUAACUUAUGUUCGGUGCGGAGCGCGGACCGGCUGUCCAGCAGGAACACCAUGACCGGCAGGAUGUUCUUCCUGCGCUACCCGCAACUCUACGACUUCAUGCUGGUCAGUGCCUUCCGCUGUAACUUAUGUUCGGUGCGGAGCGCGGACCGGCUGUCCAGCAGGAACACCAUGACCGGCAGGAUGUUCUUCCUGCGCUACCCGCAACUCUACGACUUCAUGCUGGUCAGUGCCUUCCGCUGUAACUUAUGUUCGGUGCGGAGCGCGGACCGGCUGUCCAGCAGGAACACCAUGACCGGCAGGAUGUUCUUCCUGCGCUACCCGCAACUCUACGACUUCAUGCUGGUCAGUGCCUUCCGCUGUAACUUAUGUUCGGUGCGGAGCGCGGACCGGCUGUCCAGCAGGAACACCAUGACCGGCAGGAUGUUCUUCCUGCGCUACCCGCAACUCUACGACUUCAUGCUGGUCAGUGCCUUCCGCUGUAACUUAUGUUCGGUGCGGAGCGCGGACCGGCUGUCCAGCAGGAACACCAUGACCGGCAGGAUGUUCUUCCUGCGCUACCCGCAACUCUACGACUUCAUGCUGGUCAGUGCCUUCCGCUGUAACUUAUGUUCGGUGCGGAGCGCGGACCGGCUGUCCAGCAGGAACACCAUGACCGGCAGGAUGUUCUUCCUGCGCUACCCGCAACUCUACGACUUCAUGCUGGUCAGUGCCUUCCGCUGUAACUUAUGUUCGGUGCGGAGCGCGGACCGGCUGUCCAGCAGGAACACCAUGACCGGCAGGAUGUUCUUCCUGCGCUACCCGCAACUCUACGACUUCAUGCUGGUCAGUGCCUUCCGCUGUAACUUAUGUUCGGUGCGGAGCGCGGACCGGCUGUCCAGCAGGAACACCAUGACCGGCAGGAUGUUCUUCCUGCGCUACCCGCAACUCUACGACUUCAUGCUGGUCAGUGCCUUCCGCUGUAACUUAUGUUCGGUGCGGAGCGCGGACCGGCUGUCCAGCAGGAACACCAUGACCGGCAGGAUGUUCUUCCUGCGCUACCCGCAACUCUACGACUUCAUGCUGGUCAGUGCCUUCCGCUGUAACUUAUGUUCGGUGCGGAGCGCGGACCGGCUGUCCAGCAGGAACACCAUGACCGGCAGGAUGUUCUUCCUGCGCUACCCGCAACUCUACGACUUCAUGCUGGUCAGUGCCUUCCGCUGUAACUUAUGUUCGGUGCGGAGCGCGGACCGGCUGUCCAGCAGGAACACCAUGACCGGCAGGAUGUUCUUCCUGCGCUACCCGCAACUCUACGACUUCAUGCUGGUCAGUGCCUUCCGCUGUAACUUAUGUUCGGUGCGGAGCGCGGACCGGCUGUCCAGCAGGAACACCAUGACCGGCAGGAUGUUCUUCCUGCGCUACCCGCAACUCUACGACUUCAUGCUGGUCAGUGCCUUCCGCUGUAACUUAUGUUCGGUGCGGAGCGCGGACCGGCUGUCCAGCAGGAACACCAUGACCGGCAGGAUGUUCUUCCUGCGCUACCCGCAACUCUACGACUUCAUGCUGGUCAGUGCCUUCCGCUGUAACUUAUGUUCGGUGCGGAGCGCGGACCGGCUGUCCAGCAGGAACACCAUGACCGGCAGGAUGUUCUUCCUGCGCUACCCGCAACUCUACGACUUCAUGCUGGUCAGUGCCUUCCGCUGUAACUUAUGUUCGGUGCGGAGCGCGGACCGGCUGUCCAGCAGGAACACCAUGACCGGCAGGAUGUUCUUCCUGCGCUACCCGCAACUCUACGACUUCAUGCUGGUCAGUGCCUUCCGCUGUAACUUAUGUUCGGUGCGGAGCGCGGACCGGCUGUCCAGCAGGAACACCAUGACCGGCAGGAUGUUCUUCCUGCGCUACCCGCAACUCUACGACUUCAUGCUGGUCAGUGCCUUCCGCUGUAACUUAUGUUCGGUGCGGAGCGCGGACCGGCUGUCCAGCAGGAACACCAUGACCGGCAGGAUGUUCUUCCUGCGCUACCCGCAACUCUACGACUUCAUGCUGGUCAGUGCCUUCCGCUGUAACUUAUGUUCGGUGCGGAGCGCGGACCGGCUGUCCAGCAGGAACACCAUGACCGGCAGGAUGUUCUUCCUGCGCUACCCGCAACUCUACGACUUCAUGCUGGUCAGUGCCUUCCGCUGUAACUUAUGUUCGGUGCGGAGCGCGGACCGGCUGUCCAGCAGGAACACCAUGACCGGCAGGAUGUUCUUCCUGCGCUACCCGCAACUCUACGACUUCAUGCUGGUCAGUGCCUUCCGCUGUAACUUAUGUUCGGUGCGGAGCGCGGACCGGCUGUCCAGCAGGAACACCAUGACCGGCAGGAUGUUCUUCCUGCGCUACCCGCAACUCUACGACUUCAUGCUGGUCAGUGCCUUCCGCUGUAACUUAUGUUCGGUGCGGAGCGCGGACCGGCUGUCCAGCAGGAACACCAUGACCGGCAGGAUGUUCUUCCUGCGCUACCCGCAACUCUACGACUUCAUGCUGGUCAGUGCCUUCCGCUGUAACUUAUGUUCGGUGCGGAGCGCGGACCGGCUGUCCAGCAGGAACACCAUGACCGGCAGGAUGUUCUUCCUGCGCUACCCGCAACUCUACGACUUCAUGCUGGUCAGUGCCUUCCGCUGUAACUUAUGUUCGGUGCGGAGCGCGGACCGGCUGUCCAGCAGGAACACCAUGACCGGCAGGAUGUUCUUCCUGCGCUACCCGCAACUCUACGACUUCAUGCUGGUCAGUGCCUUCCGCUGUAACUUAUGUUCGGUGCGGAGCGCGGACCGGCUGUCCAGCAGGAACACCAUGACCGGCAGGAUGUUCUUCCUGCGCUACCCGCAACUCUACGACUUCAUGCUGGUCAGUGCCUUCCGCUGUAACUUAUGUUCGGUGCGGAGCGCGGACCGGCUGUCCAGCAGGAACACCAUGACCGGCAGGAUGUUCUUCCUGCGCUACCCGCAACUCUACGACUUCAUGCUGGAGAAACUACAAGCGAGUGGAAACGACGAUGCCCAGUUGCUCACGCCGUCCCUGUACCCCAUUCUCUUACUGCUGGCCAGACUUUAUCCGUCUGCUUUAGAGGGAACAGUCUCCAAUUUGAAGCACUGCAGUUUUUACCGUUACGAUGAAGCAGAUUAG